AUGAACCCCAGCGGCACCCUCCCAAACGUCUACUUCGACAUCACUAUAGACUCCGCGCCUGCAGGCCGCAUCGUCUUCAAGCUCUACGACGAGUACUGCCCCAUCACCGCGCGCAACUUUCGCGAGCUCACCAUCGGUGCACACGGGUAUGGUUACCAGGGAUCAUCCAUACACCGUAUUAUCCCGCAGUUCAUGAUCCAGGGCGGGGACAUCACGCGCAGAGACGGCACCGGCGGGCGGUCGAUAUACGGAGACUACUUUGCAGACGAGAACUUCUUCCUGCAGCACGACCGACCAGGCCUGCUAUCUAUGGCCAAUCGCGGGCCCAACACCAACAGCUCCCAGUUCUUCAUCACGACGACGCCCGCGCCGUGGUGCGACUACAAGCACGUCGUGUUCGGCGAGGUCGUCAAGGGCAUGGACGUCGUGCGCAAGAUCGAGGGCUACGCGUCGGACGACAUCCUCUGGCGGCCCAAGGCGAGCAUCGUUAUCGGCGCGUGCGGCGUCGUGGCGGCGCAAUAA
This is a messenger RNA of Gloeophyllum trabeum ATCC 11539, 522 nucleotides long. RefSeq names its product cyclophilin 1. Gene Ontology annotation, biological process: protein peptidyl-prolyl isomerization. The transcript is spliced from 5 exons. The record is from RefSeq and is a predicted model, not a curated record. The coding region runs from base 1 to 522 and encodes 173 amino acids. Gene Ontology annotation, molecular function: peptidyl-prolyl cis-trans isomerase activity. NCBI's taxonomy places the organism in Eukaryota, Fungi, Basidiomycota, Agaricomycetes, Gloeophyllales, Gloeophyllaceae.